Molecule: messenger RNA, 4827 nt
Organism: Enhydra lutris kenyoni (northern sea otter)
Lineage: Eukaryota; Metazoa; Chordata; Mammalia; Carnivora; Mustelidae
Product: interleukin 1 receptor type 1
Exons: 13
Coding region: 298-2019 (573 amino acids)
Biological process (GO): regulation of inflammatory response; signal transduction
Molecular function (GO): interleukin-1, type I, activating receptor activity
Source: RefSeq, a predicted model, not a curated record
CCCCAGAAACCCCGGCAUGUGACCGCCGUGCGCCUGCGCCCCGGAGCUCCCGAGCCCCUCGCCCAGCUCCCGGGGCGCUCGCCCCGCCGCGCUGGGCUCGGGGCCGUCGGGGGCUCGCCCAGGUAGAGUCGCCCCUUGAGGAUGCUGACUCCGUGCUGAGAAUCAGGACCCCUUCACACAAGGAAGAGCCGUGUCCAAGCACUCUGCCUUCAAAUAGCACAACACAGAUGCUGUUGGGAGACUUCCUCACUUGGCCAGCCUUUCAACUAUUGGCAGUGCAAGUCUAGUCAGGAGAAUAUGAAACUGUUACUCAGGUUUGUUUGUUUUACAGCUGUACUGAUUUCUUCUCUGGAAGCUGACAUAUGUGAGGAACGGACAGAACGAGUAAUCUUAGUUUCAUCUGCAUAUGAAAUUGAUGUUCGUUCCUGUUUUCUUAACCCAAAUGAAAAGAAAGGCCCUAUAAUUUGGUAUAAAAAUGACAGCAAGACACCUAUAUCUAUGGAUGUAGGUGCCAGGAUUCAUCAGCACAAAGAUGAACUUUGGUUUGCUCCUGCCAUGGUGGAGGAUUCGGGGUAUUACUUCUGCACCGUGAGGAAUGCAACUUACUGCCUCAAAAUUAAAACAACCAUUAAGUUUGUACAGCAUGAACCUAACUUGUGUUACAACACAGAAGCUAUCUUUACGCAGAGACUACCUGUUGCAGCAGAUGGACAACUUGUGUGUCCCUAUAUGGACUUUUUUAAAGAUGAAAAUAAUAAGUUACCAAAAAUACAGUGGCAGAAGGAUUGCAAACCUCUACUUCUUGACAAUAUAUACUUUAGUGGAGUGAAAGAUAGACUCGUUAUAGCAAAUGUGACUGCAGCACAUAAUGGGAAAUAUACUUGUGGAAUAUUCUACAUGUACUUGGGAAAGCAAUAUCGUGUUACCCGGGUUAUAGAACUGAAGACUAUAGAAGAAUACAAGCCUCUGAGGCCUGUAAUUGUGAGUCCAGCUAACGAGACGGUGGAAGUAGGGCUGGGAUCCAAGCUGCAAUUAAUCUGCAAUGUCAGUGGCCAGUUUAGUGACUCUGUCUUCUGGAAGUGGAAUGGGUCAGCAAUUGACGAGGACGACUCCGUGCUGGCAGAGGAAUAUAUGCUAGUAAAAAAUCCUUCAGAAAGAGGAAAGGAUACAGUCAUCGCCAUUCUUAAUAUUUCAGAAGUGGAAAAUAGGUUUUAUCUAUAUCCAUUUACUUGUAUAGCCAGGAAUACAGAUGGCCUAAGUUCAGCAUAUAUCCAAUUAAUACAUCCAGUGCCUGAUUUCAGGAAGCACACUAUUGGUGUAUUUGUCAUGUUAACAGUAAUAAUUACAUGCUCUGUUUUCAUCUACAAAAUCUUCAAGGUUGACAUUGUGCUUUGGUACCGGGAUUCUUGCUAUGAUUUUCUCCCCAAAAAAGCUUCAGAUGGAAAGAUCUAUGAUGCUUACAUACUAUAUCCAAAGACUCUUGGGGAAGGGUCCACCUGUCCCUCAGAUAUUUUUGUGUUUAAAGUCUUGCCUGAGGUCUUAGAAGAACAGUAUGGAUAUAAACUGUUCAUUUAUGGAAGGGAUGCCUAUGUUGGGGAAGACAUUGUUGACGUCACUAAUGAAAACAUAAGGAAAAGCAGAAGACUGAUUAUCAUUUUGGUCCCAGAAGCAACAGGAUUGGGCUGCCUGGGGAAUUCAUCUGAAGAGCAGAUAGCCAUGUACAAUGCUUUCGUUCAGGAUGGAAUUAAAAUUGUCCUGCUCGAACUGGAGAAAAUCCAAGACUAUGAGAAAAUGCCAGAAACCAUUAAAUUCAUCAGGCAGAAACAUGGGGCCAUACGCUGGUCAGGGGACUUUAGAGAGGGGUCAUGGUCUGCAAAGACAAGGUUCUGGAAGAAGGUCAGAUACCACAUGCCAGUCCAGCGGCAGCCCCCUUCAUCCAAACCCCAGUUUCUGUCCUGGGCCACAAGGCCAGACUCUAAGAAAACGCUGCAGAAGGAGGUGCAGGUGCCUCUCGGGUAGCAGGGGAGAAGCUCGGCCCAGAGUUCCUUGGGUGACUCCCGUCUUCGGGCAUUAUAGGCUGGGCUGUGCCCCCACUGACCGUACAGUCAUAAAAUGCACCUGUGGCAUCCCUUAUCCCUGAGGUCAUCUGGAAUCAGAUCGUUAAGGGAACAGAAUGUGGUGGUGAUAGCAGGUCAGCCCAAUUCAGAACCGAGGGCUUGGAAAUCCUUUUAGAAAGCAACAGAUGCCCUGCCUGAGUUUUUGGACUGCUAACAGGCACCGGGACUGCAAAUGAGAGGGAAGAACUAGCAGGAAAUAUUUAGCAUCUAUAAACGGUUUUAUGAUGUUGUCUACAGUCCAAGGGCGGGGCCGUGGCCCAGUUCGGGUACUGCCUGGUCCCUUGCCCGCGCCCCCCCCGCCGGCUUUCCUUGGCAAAGUGAGACUGGUAUUUCACAGACAAGGGUAGGAGAACUUUGCAUUUGCUUUGCACUUUCCAUAUGCAUCGACAGCCAGCUCUCCUUUUCUAAAGACUGCAUUUCAUUUUACAGACAUUUAUAACUCUCAUUUUGGUGAAAAGAGGGAUUUGUCAGGAUUGCAUGUUUUUGAAAUAACCUUAGCUUUGUGCUGGAGAGAGAGACUAAAAAGCAGGAAUUGCAGAGACCUGAUCCAGCUCUGCAUGCUUCCCUCGCUGGAAUGACCAUUCUGUUCUACCCUCCUCUUCUGCAUUCCACUUGACUCAUCGCUUCUUUGGAAGGACAACUUCCAAGUCACUUCCUCCUCCUCUCUGCCACACACCUGGCCCACAGAUUGAUUAGCUGUCCUUCAUGAAGUGCUGCUCUAAGCUCCUCCUGCUCUUACUAAAAGCCCUCUGCGGGGCUUCUCCUGGUUGAGGAGCCAACACCCUAUUUCCCCAGUCUGUCUGCAUGGCUGUUCCCUCACCGUCCUGCUGUGUGAAUUCCCAAGUCAGCCUCGUGUGCCUUCACGCCCACCACUCCUGCUCCCUCAUACCUGCUUCUCCUCCUGUCUCCUCUGACCAGAAUGCCUUCUCGAAUUUUCUCCAGCAGACCAGAGUUUUAUGAAAUUUGAAAUUUACUCCAGCUCUGUUUCUUUAAGAGAUUUCCCCAGGAAACUGCCCUAGGACACCAGCUCUCUCCUCUGAGUCUGGUAGCACUUAGUCUGUUGGCUGUCACUUUAUGAGAAGGCGUUCUGUCUCCAGCCAGAAACUCUGCUCUUGGCUGGGAAGGCUGUGGGUGUGUCUCUCCUUGUCUGGGUGCCUUCCAAGUGAUUUGCCUACUUGACGUGGAUUUGGGUAGGGCUUUCUUAUUGAAAAAUGCCCACAGGUGAUCAGAUUUAAGUUUCAUAAUCAUCCUAAUGUUAUAGAGAGAGCAAGUGACCUAUUUUUUAAAAAAAUACAUUCUUAGUGCUGUCGGACCUAGGGCUCACAACGGUGUUGCUGGCUUUGAGUGUAGUAGUGUCUUGAACACUUGACUUCGGGUCAAUAAAUGUCUCUUUCAGUCCUACCCCUAGCACUUUUGUGAGAAGAAAUGAUUGUUUUCUAGGAUGUUGGCUGAGUCUAGGAAGGCUUGCAUUUAAGAAACCAAAUUCUAAACUUCUGAGUGUUGGAAUUGACAAAAAUUCUGGUUAGGUUUUCUGAAAACUAUUUCUGCUUUCAUAUAUUCUUUCCUGAAAGGUAAAUAUUUCUUAGUGAAUUAAAAUUGAAAGCAAGUUAGAUUUUUGGUAUAGGAAACUAUUUUUUAGAACUUGAUGGUACUCCUUAGAGAAACCCCAGAAAACUGAAAAGCCAAGUUCACAUGCCACUUGCCCCAUUUUAAAGGUUGAUGAACAUGGAUGGGCCCUCUGUUUUUUUAUUUUUAAUGUUCAUUGUUACGAGUGAACGCAAACUGGCACAGUGUAUCCCCGUCCCCCACAGUGAUCAGAGCUAGACAGAAACAGAGCUGAAUGCUCUGCCUCUUCUCUUUCCACCUGCUUUUUCUUGGAUCCGAUCUGGAAGCCUUGACUAAUAGCACUGUUUUGGAACUGCUGUUUCCAAAAAAACAGCCUUAUUUUUAUUUUGGCUGGGGUUUGGGGCUGUCAUGGCCAAAAGGCCUAUCAGCUACUUAAAACCUAGGUUGCUGAUGAUUUUUAGCCUGUCAUCUAUAAAAUACACUUGCAUGUGUAGCACCAAGGAAGCCAAUUCUGAAACCUAGACUUAGCAGCAAAGUUGGCGAGAAAAAUAAGGAGUGGGGAGACUGACCAAGAGUUACCAGUGGCAUUGCACCUGGAGUUCAGGGAGGGACAAGAAUCAAGGGAUGUGCCUGGGACCAGGAGGAGCCCCAACAGGAAAGCGCAUGUCACCGCGUCAUUCCCAUUUCCCAGGGGAGGAUUCAGGAGGAAGGAGCGACACUGUUAGUUCUCUGGGAACUUCCUUUGUUUUAUUGUUCCCCCCCAAACCUCUUUUAAGCUCUUCCUUUCAGGCCUUCCUCAUUAAUUAGAUUUUACUGCAUUAUCUGAUGGUGGUCAGCCUAAGUUUUUGAAGGAAACUUUGCCAACAAAGCCUUUCGCUUCCAGUAGUGAAAACUGGUUUAGCAGAAUUUGUAUUUUCCUUCUCCUACCGCCUCUUUGUGUAUUUGUGAUAAAAGAAAAGGUAUUGAGCCAUUUUUUCCAGUGGUAUUUUUGAUAAAUUAUAUUUUUACUGGUUAAUAAUGAAGGGUUUUUAGAAAUGUCUUUAUACGAUUAUGAGCAGAUACCAAGUAUUUUUAUACAGUAAAACACCUGAUUCAUGUACAGCAUGUAUCACUGGUCAAUGGAUUGAAUUUAUUUUCCAAUAAA